AUGACCACUCUAAGGUAUUGCACCGUUGAACAAGCUCUGCAAGAUUUGGCGAAUUUCAUACGCCAAAUGAACGUGAAAUACAAGUACUCUAAGCCAAAGUGGGUGACUUUCGGUGGAUCGUAUGCAGGUACAUUGAACGCUUGGUUUCGUCGAAAAUAUCCACACAUGACAGUUGGUGCGGUGGCGAGUUCUGCUCCUCUCACUCACUACUUGGAUUAUUUCGGUUAUUCGAAGAUAAUGGAGAAAGUGAUUCGAGACACAAGUGCGAGUUGCCAUAAUCAAGUUGGUGGGGCGAUACAGGUGAUACUUAGUAAAACAUUUACAGCGAAGGGCCGUAACGAGCUGAGUGAGAAGCUGAGAUUGGCACCAGCAUUCAAUGAGACAACGCUGACAGUGAAAGAUAUUCAUCACCUCAUGGCAUCCAUAUACGAUCUAUUCCAAAGCAUCGUUCAGUAUUCAUAUGAUGGAAAGAUCAGGGCAAUGUUCGAUUGGAUGUAUGCGUUCGAUCAGAACAUGCCGUUGCUCCCCGAUAGCACACUGCCGAACAGCUAUCAGGACAUCAUUGAACCUUUGAAGAAUACAACUUUCGAUGAUGAAAACGGCAAUGAAAGGGCAAUUUCAGCAGCCUGGAGAGCCUGGAUUUGGAUUAGCUGUAAUCAACUUGGUCUCAUGCAAACCACCAGCUCUGGACGGAACAUCUUCGGAAGUAUGCUCCCACUAAAGUAUGGCAUUAAGCAUGAAUUUCUAAUUUCUGCUAAAAUUCCAUUCAGUGGCACCAAGAAUUCGUCGUUUAGAAGUGCAUUUUCAAAGUGGAUUUUCAGCUACUAUAUCGAUGCUUGUGUGGACAUCUUCGGUGAUACACUUAGUAUCACGACGAUUCGAGACAAUAAUCUUGCACUCCGCAGUAAUUACGGUGAUGCGACUGACUACACGGUUGCCAAUAUUGUUCUUCCAAACGGCUCACUUGAUCCAUUCCGUCUUCUCGGUACUUAUGCGGACUAUCCUGUGAUACAUCAAAAGACUAUGCUCAUCGAUGGAUCAUCGCAUUGUGCCGAUAUGUAUCCACAAUGGAGUGGUGAACCACCGGCUCUUGCUUCUGCAAGGGCUGAGAUCCAAAAAGAGCUCGAGUACUUCAUUGAGUCCGAUUUCCGUCAUGUUGGUGCACGUCCGGAUAAGAUCUGA
Molecule: messenger RNA, 1182 nt
Organism: Anisakis simplex (herring worm)
Lineage: Eukaryota; Metazoa; Nematoda; Chromadorea; Rhabditida; Anisakidae
Source: the annotation of a GenBank genome assembly